Messenger RNA from Hypomesus transpacificus, 1038 nucleotides. RefSeq names its product doublecortin domain-containing protein 2-like. The transcript is spliced from 8 exons. Bases 52 to 1038 code for a protein of 328 amino acids. The record is from RefSeq and is a predicted model, not a curated record. Gene Ontology annotation, biological process: neuron migration; regulation of cilium assembly; dendrite morphogenesis. Gene Ontology annotation, cellular component: microtubule; axoneme; microtubule organizing center. NCBI's taxonomy places the organism in Eukaryota, Metazoa, Chordata, Actinopteri, Osmeriformes, Osmeridae.
UAUUUGGCGUAUUAAAAUCACCGUAUAAUCUAGGCUAUAUUACGCACAGUCAUGAACUCUGAAAAACCAAAUUUUCUAUCACAACCUGUCGUAAAAAACAUUUUUGUGUACAGAAACGGGGACCCUUAUUACGAAGCACGUCGUGUGGUGGUUAACGAGAAGAGGGUGUCCAAUUUUGAGACUUUUCUCAGGGAAGUCACUGGCGGUGUGCAGGCUCCUUUCGGGGCUGUUCGGAAUAUCUACACUCCAAAAGCAGGACACCGGGUGGACUCGUUGGAGCACCUGCAGAGCGGAGAGCAAUAUGUCGCUGCCGGCAAAGAAAAAUUCAAGAAACUGGAUUACCAGCAGAUCGGCCCCCGAAAGAGACGCAUGCUGCAGACUGUGGUGGGACAGCUCAAACCGGUCCCCCAGAGUCGAAUCAUAGUGUCAGCAAGGUUCCUGAAGCCCAUCAAAGAACCAUGUACAAUUUUUGUGGUGGCAAACGGCGACGUGCUGAACCCGGCGGUGAGGCUCCUGAUUCCCCAGAGGGUGCAGGGGCAGUACGAGAGGGUCCUGGAGAUGAUCACGGAGAAGAUGGGAUACAGGCUCCUGGGUGGGGUACGAAGCCUUUACACAUUUGACGGUGCUCUAGUCAGUGACGGUAAGGAUCUGGAGAACGGACAGUUCUAUGUUGCUGUCGGGCGAGAGCGGUUUAAACGGCUGCCUUACAGCGACCUGCUCUUCACUAAGCCACGAGGAAUGAGGAGGAUUCUAGGGUCCAAAGCCGCUUCUCUGCCACCCAUUUACAGGUUUUCGAAGCAGAAUGGAACAAGCAAGUCCAUGGCUGCGUGCAGCGACGGCGGCGACUCCAAGACCUCCCCCCCGGGGAACAAAGAGCACCUGUCGUCCAUCGUCAGGGAGAUCUCCCAGGCACGUCUCAUCUCCCUGCGUAAGAAGAGGAGCGGACUGAGCAUGUCUCUGGGCGUCCAGGACAACGGGUCCAACAUUCAUUCAUUCAUCUCUAACAUCGAUGAUGUCAUGUCUCGGGAGCUUAUAUAA